CGUUCUACCGCCCGCGCCGGCCAGAAACCUGAACAAAAACCCUCGUCCGGCUCAUCGUGCACGACUGGGUUAAGGUGGUGAAAACUGACUCCGGCAAGGCUUUUUCAACACGACUACACCUUCCUAUCGGCCAGCCCUCAUCCUCUACGGAUGCCGCAUGACGCCUCUCGUCAAGGCUUUUUCAACACGACUACACGACUAUAACUGAGCUCUCUCUUCUCCACGCCCACCGUGCGAUGCCAGAAGUGCAAUAGGAGAGUUUUGAGAUUCGCAAAACCCUAAGACGCCUCUCGUCAGAUCCGGUGCGAGUUUCCUACAACAGCUGCCCUAGGAAAACCCUACCGCCAUCUCUCUCGUGUCUGCACUUCGAGUCGCCUCUGGGAAAACCCUACCGCUGUCUACGAUGUCUCGGCUUUGCAUCAAGAAUUUGCCCAAGUACGUCAACGAGGACCGCCUCCGGGAAUUCUUCUCUCAGAAGGGGGAGGUCACCGAUGCCAAGCUUAUGCGCACCAAAGAUGGAAAGAGUAGGCAAUUUGCAUUUAUCGGGUUCCGGACUGAGAGGGAAGCUGAAGACGCUCUCAACUACUUUAACAAUUCUUACAUGGAUACAUUGAAAAUCACAUGUGAGGUUGCUCGUCGAGUUGGUGACCCCAAUAUUCAUCGUCCAUGGAGUCAUUAUUCGACAAAGAAAGUAGAUCCUUUAACAAAUAGAAACAAGGAUAGUUCAGUUACAAAAGAUCAAAGUUUGUCUGGCUCAACAUCCAAAGGCUUAGAAUCCUUUUCUGUUAUGUCAAAAGAUGCCAAACGCAGUGAAAAAGAUGAUCCUAAACUGAAAGAAUUUCUUCAGAUUAUGCAGCCACGGUCCAAACUAAAGAUGUGGGCUAAUGAUUCUUUGGGUGCUUCUAAUGUGAUUGUCCCAGAUGGAAUUGCUGAUGAGGAAGAAACUAAGAAAUGUAAAACUAAGAAAAAGCAAUCUGCUCAAAUAGAUAAGACUGAAGGGGUUAAGGGGGAAAAUGAGACAGCCCAUGGGACUUCAUCUAGCCCUACACAAAUAGAGUCUUCUGAAAUAAUUCCCAUAGAGCAAUUCAAUGGAGAGGAUGCCACAACGGAUAUGGAAUAUUUUAAAAGUAGGGUUAAGAAAAAUUGGUCAGAUUCAGAAACUGAUGAUAAUAAUUUAGAAAAAGAUGAAAAAGAAUCCCUCAGUGAACUGCUGGAAACAGAUGCAAAAGAUAAAACAAUUGAUAUACCAGGUAUGAAAUGCACAGAGUAUGAACAAGUUGAGAUAGAAGAGCAAUCUUCGAAAGAUUCUGAUGGAGAAAACAAUGAUAUUAAGAACACAUCAUCUAAUAAUGAGAACAAGCCGGCAAUGGAAACUGGUCGGUUGUUUGUUCGCAAUCUUCCAUACACAGCAACUGAAGAUGAUCUGGCAGAACUCUUUAGUCAGUUUGGUGAUCUAUCAGAGGUUCAUCUUGUUGUUGACAAAGAUACAAAACGAUCUAAAGGAAUAGGCUAUGUGUUUUACACACUCACAGAAUCUGCGAUGAGGGCACUGGAAGAAUUGGACAACUCAAUAUUCCAAGGCAGAUUGUUACAUGUUAUGCCUGCAAAACCUAAAAAUUCAACUUCUGAGAAACUUGAGUCUGAUCAUGCCACUACUAAAAAGAGCUUGAAGCAGCAACGUGAGGAACAGAAGAAGGCAUCUGAAGCUAGCGGUGAUACACGAGCAUGGAAUAGUUUGUUUAUGCGUCCAGACACAGUAGUUGAAAAUAUAGCAAGGAAGCAUGGCAUUAAGAAGAGUGAUCUACUUGACAGUGAAGCAGAUGAUCUUGCUGUACGCAUAGCCCUUGGGGAAACACAUGUGAUAGCAGAAACUAAGAAAGCUCUUUCUAAUGCUGGAAUUAACAUUCUCGCAUUGGAAGAACAUGCUUCUAAGAAGACUGAAAAUACCAAAAGAAGCAAUCAUGUGAUAUUGGUUAAGAACUUGCCUUAUAAUUCUAGUGAAGGAGAUCUUGCUAACAUGUUUGGGAAAUAUGGGAGUCUUGAUAAAAUUAUUCUCCCACCAACAAGAGUAUUGGCCUUGGUAAUUUUUCUUGAAGCUGGAGAAGCUCGUGCAGCUUUCAAGGGUUUAGCAUAUAAGCGAUAUAAGGAUGUUCCAUUAUACUUGGAAUGGGCUCCUGGUGACAUUUUGUCUUCUAACCCAAAAUCACAGAAUGGGGAGAAAAUUAGUGUAAUUGGUGAAGAACAUGUUAAGAAAGUUCUACUAGAGCAAAGUGUGGAAGGAAUACCAGAAGAGGAGAUUGAUCCUGACAAGAUGGAGUCACGAUCACUAUUUGUCAAGAACCUGAAUUUCAAGACAACUGAUGACACUCUGAAGAAACAUUUUAGCGAUAAAAUGAAUAAUGGGACAAUAAAAAGUGUAAAGGUAAAAAAGCACCAAAAAAAGGGAAAGGAUGUUUCCAUGGGUUUUGGAUUCAUUGAAUUCGAUUCUGUGGAAACUGCAACCAGUGUAUGCAAGGAUUUACAGGGAACUGUUCUGGAUGGGCAUGCCCUUAUAAUGCAACUUUGUCAUUCCAAGAAAGCCGGACAGGUUCCUAAAACAGACGAGAAGAAUAAGAGCUCAACAACAUUGAUGGUAAAAAAUGUUGCAUUUGAGGCAACCGAAAAGGAUCUAAAGCAGCUGUUCAGUCCAUUUGGUCAGAUCAAGAGUUUAAGAUUGCCAGUGAAGUUCGGUGGUCAUCAUAAGGGUUACGCAUUCGUGGAGUACGUUACUAAGCAAGAGGCACAAAAUGCAUUGGAGAAUCUUUCAAGCACGCAUCUCUAUGGUCGUCAUCUGGUCCUCGAGCGAGCAAAAGAGAAAGAAACAAUGGAAGAACUAAGAGCAAGGGCUGCUGCCCAGUUUGGAGUUGACAAUGGUGGUUUAUCCAAGAAAAGGAAAGCCACUUCUGUGGUUGAAGGCGCCGAGAAGUUUGCAAGAAUGCUAUAGCGUUCCUAAAUGUGAUUAUGAUAUCUACUUCUCAUUGUAUCGACACACAAAAGGGAAUUAUGUUGGCCAAACGAAAUAUGUAUUUUUGUUUAUCUUUUUUUCUGUAUUUACCGAGUCAUAGAGCACAAAGGGUUAAUUUGACUUUACUCAUGAGAAUCCACUCAUCAAUUUUGCCGUC
This is a messenger RNA of Musa acuminata subsp. malaccensis (wild Malaysian banana), 3161 nucleotides long. RefSeq names its product multiple RNA-binding domain-containing protein 1. Gene Ontology annotation, cellular component: nucleus; cytoplasm; ribonucleoprotein complex. Lineage: Eukaryota; Viridiplantae; Streptophyta; Magnoliopsida; Zingiberales; Musaceae. The record is from RefSeq and is a predicted model, not a curated record. Gene Ontology annotation, molecular function: mRNA binding. Gene Ontology annotation, biological process: poly(A)+ mRNA export from nucleus; nuclear mRNA surveillance.